Symbiodinium sp. CCMP2456 is the source of this 1086-nucleotide messenger RNA. Lineage: Eukaryota; Dinophyceae; Suessiales; Symbiodiniaceae. The record is from the annotation of a GenBank genome assembly.
AUGAUGUAUUGGUCUGAAAGACAUGGGCAGCUGUUGCAAGGUGACAUUGUGGUGGUGCUGUUCUUGAGCACGUCCAUUCUCUUCUUCGUUGUGCACCAUCUGCUUCCGGUUGAGGAGCCUCUGCUGCAAAGUGAUGAGAAACUGGAAAAUCUGGAGCGCCUGAAGAAGACACCGGGCAAAGCCAGGACAUUGAAGGAAGCAUUGUUCGUGGUGGACAAUGACCCCUGCAGGCCUGCGGUGUUCGCGGCCAUGGAGGACAAGAGUCGCACCUUGCUGGUGUACAGGAAGCGCCUCACGCGAUCCCGGGCCUGUGUGUUUGUCAACGCUGUGUUGUUCCUGCCGUUGCUCAUCGACAUGCUUAUGGCAGCAUCAGAUUGGGAGGAUUGGCUUUUUCACGGGAACCUCGCCUACCAAGUGAUCUUUGCCAUCGCAGCCGGUCAUUAUGCCAAUAUGUUGUGGGAGGACUUGGACUCCUGUGGCAAUUUUAUCACAGGUUAUUGUCGGCUACCUCUACGAUCCAACUGCGAAAAAGCGGUAACACUUCUGGUGCUCUGGAUUCGCAAUGCGACCUGUCUCGGUAUUUUCCUGAUGGCGGCCAUGCUUGAGCUUCCCGGUCUUGGGCUGGCAACGUUACUUUGGGAGGCACCGCUCUAUCUGACCCUCUACCGGGAAGCGUGGACAUGUGCCAACGAGCUCUCCUAUUGGCUGCUCGAUGAGAGGCCGCUCUGGCAGUUCUGGAGGCCAAUGUUGCUCUUGCUGCUGGCGGUUCGCGUGCCAUUAACCGUCUUGCUCGUUACCACGUCGGUCAGCAUGGAGCUUGCAAGGGAUGAGCAAACACCCGAUCCAUCCAUCAGGGUGUUCUAUCACGUGGCCACUGUAGUGCUCAUUCUCGAGAACUUCCUGUUCCUGGAUAUGCUCGUCAGAGAGUACAAGGAAGAUCGGAGGCUUGCGGUGAAGAUGCGCGAGCUGGGUUGGCCUCACGGCAUGUCAGAAGACCGCCGAGUCAGUGUUUCUGCGGACGUGGCCGAAGCCGAACCUCCACCAGGCAACAGACGAUGCUCGCAGAUCACAAAUGACAUGCCUUGA